Messenger RNA from Vigna angularis (adzuki bean), 1827 nucleotides. RefSeq names its product plant UBX domain-containing protein 2. The transcript is spliced from 3 exons. The coding region runs from base 301 to 1716 and encodes 471 amino acids. Gene Ontology annotation, biological process: defense response to fungus. The record is from RefSeq and is a predicted model, not a curated record. Lineage: Eukaryota; Viridiplantae; Streptophyta; Magnoliopsida; Fabales; Fabaceae. Gene Ontology annotation, molecular function: protein binding.
ACCUUAUUGGACAAGUUUCCUCAUAAAGUUAAAACGGUGUGAAGUCAACCCCAGCUUCUGCACAUCCGUCUCUUCUGUGUUUUCUUGCAAGGUUCUAUUUUUUUGGUUUCUCUUUUCGUUUUUCUUCUCAUCCUCUUGUACCCACUAAUGUUUGUUCAGUUUCUUGAUUAGUUGUGUAUCUUUUAUAUUCAAUCUCCCCAAAAUUCAUCGUAAAUUUACGCGAUUUCAACCCACUGAUCUCUUCUUUUAACUCUUCCCUUUGAUCUGUUACUGUAUUCCAUAGAAUUUUGGUUUUCAGCCAUGGGCGACAUGAAAGACAAGGUUAAAGGGUUCAUGAAGAAAAUGAACAACCAAUUCUCCUCUUCAUCAUCUGGAAAAUUCAAGGGCCAAGGUAGAGUCCUCGGUUCUUCUUCUACACCCGCCAAUUCCAAUCCUACCCCUCGCCCCAUUCCUUCGCUCAACCCUAAUUCCAAACCUUCCUCGACCAAUCCCAAACCCACUUCAACCAAUCCCAAACCCUCUCCCCACAAUACCGAACCCAGUAGAAGCACCGAGAAGCCUCGCAAAGAUGGUGAUGGGUUUGACCCGUUUGAUUCUUUGGUUACUAAUUCUAACAGAUCUCAAAAUGGGUAUUCACUGAACGUGUUUGAAUGUCCCGUUUGUAAACAUCCUUUUGGGUCCGAAGAAGCUGUGUCUGAACACGUGGAUGUUUGUUUGAGUAACCUUGUUGAGCGUGAGCCUAUAGGUGAUGAUGGAAACGGGGUUUCGGAGAGUGAGAUUGGGUCUAACACUGGUGGUGAAUUGGAGGUUUGUGUUGGGACUUACGUUUCAGGGAAUCCAUCUGAGGGAUCGGUUGAUAUUGUUCUCAAACUGUUGAGGAAUAUUGGUAGGGAACCUGAGAAUUUGAAGUUUAGGAGGAUCAGGAUGAGUAAUCCCAAGAUAAAAGAGGCUGUUGGUGACGUUGCUGGGGGGGUUGAGUUGCUCAGUUUUCUGGGGUUUGAACUCAGGGAGGAGAAUGGAGAGACAUGGGCAGUGAUGGAGGUUCCCAGAGAGGAGCAGAUAAAAUUCAUCAAGAAGGCAAUUGCGUUACUGGAAUCACAACUUGUGCAGCAAGCACCUCCAAAGAGAGAGGAUUCGGCGUCUGCAAAUUCUGCGCAGACGGGUGUGAAGGUCGAGCGAAAGCCAGUCGACAGACAGGUGAAGGUCUUCUUUGCUGUCCCUGAAAGUGUUGCAGCUAAAAUUGAGCUACCAGAUUCCUUCUAUAGCCUUUCAUCCGAAGAGGUGAGAAGAGAAGCUGAGUUAAGGAGAAAAAAGCUUGCAGAUUCUCAGCUUUUGAUCCCCAAGUCACUUAAAGAAAAACAAGCAAAAGCUUCCAGGAAGAGAUACACAAAAACUAUAAUCAGAAUUCAAUUUCCCGAUGGAGUUGUACUUCAAGCUGUAUUUGCUCCGUGGGAACCAACCACUGCUCUCUACGAGUUUGUCAGCUCAGCACUAAAGGAAGAAGGUUUGGAAUUUGAGCUAAUGCAUCCUGUAAUUGUCCAACGGCGUGUGAUCCCUCAUUUUCCAAAAGCAGGGGAAAAUCCUAAAACAAUAGAGGAAGAGGACCUGGUACCUUCAGCUCUAAUUAAGUUCAAGCCCUUGGAAACAGAUUCUGUUGUUUUCACAGGUCUCAAAAACGAAUUGCUUGAAAUCAGUGAACCACUUGUUAAUAGUUAAGCAAUUAGUUUUGUAUGAACAAUAUUUUUGUUCUUUCCAGGGUUCUUUUAAUUGGUGUGGACAUAUAUACAAAUUUUUAUACUCAUUUUUAGUUGACAAUUUUCAAUUAAA